Messenger RNA from Cyprinodon tularosa, 2232 nucleotides. Its product is annotated as E3 ubiquitin-protein ligase NEURL3-like. The transcript has 5 exons. Lineage: Eukaryota; Metazoa; Chordata; Actinopteri; Cyprinodontiformes; Cyprinodontidae. The coding region runs from base 239 to 1102 and encodes 287 amino acids. Gene Ontology annotation, molecular function: ubiquitin protein ligase activity. The record is from RefSeq and is a predicted model, not a curated record.
AGCCAAGGACACUCGAUAUGAUUGAGAACAAAUCAUGGAAGCGGGAAUUAACAGAUAAACUUUUCAGACAUUUCUCUGGUUAAAUUAGAUUUAAUUACUCAGUUUAAAAGGAGGUCUUUUGCUACUGCCUCUGUCUCAGCUGCUGUCUUUUCCUUUUACCGAGAGGCCAGAAGCAAGAGACAGCAGAGACCAAUGUUCCCCAUCCUGUAUAAUGAAGAUAAUUAACUUCUGAUUAAAGAUGAGGAGAGAGGUUGAUAAAAAGACACCAGCAGCUCCAAAGAUUUCUCACAGCUGCAGCAAACAAUGCCUCGGUCCCCUGACCUUCCACCCUCAGGCUGUGGGACACAAGAUCCGUCUGAGUGAGGGCUGUCGACGUGCAGACAGAAGUGAAAACACUUUCAACGGUGGCCUGGUGUUCAGCAACCGCCCUGUGAGAACCUGUGAGAGGAUCCGGGUGCAGAUCCUGAAGCGGACACCACAAUGGAAGGGAGCGGUCCGUGUGGGCUUCACUAAUGUACCUCCAUCAGGAAGAUCUCGGCCUCUGCCACGCAUGGCCAUGCCAAACCUCACAGACACCCCGGGACAUUGGGCUAUUCCUGUGCACGAGUCCCGCUGUGGGGAAGGCUCGGUGCUGGAAUUCUGGGUCUCUUCUCAAGGCUACAUACAUGUGAAACCUCAUAACGGCAGGAGGAAAAACUAUCUGAUAAAAGUGGAUCUCCACCAGCCUCUCUGGGCCAUGAUCGAUGUCUAUGGUCAGACAUCUUCCAUCUUCCUCCAGGGCUCAGAGAAAAAGGAAUUGCUUUCCACUAGAAGAUCCUGCCCUGCACCUGAUCCUCUCAUCAGACCUCCUUGCAGUUUCAACCAUGAUUAUAAAGCUCCCAGUAAAAAAUCUGACUUUAUCCCCUUCCUAGACAUGGAAGUACCAGCAGCAGCUAACAGCUGUGUGGUGUGCAUGGCAAGAGAAACUGACACCACACUGUCCUGUGGACACCGCUGUUUAUGCACCCAAUGCACCUCCAGGAUCUUGAGGGAGUUUGGUACCUGCCCGCUGUGUCGCCUAAAGAUAGACACUAUUAUUGAUGAGGAAGUGACUGUUUUCUAGCUGCCUGAUGAAGCUGCCGAGAGCAUUUAUGCCAUCUAUUGACAGACUGGAGCAAGGAAAGGACUACAGAUUCAGUAACACCUACAGCAAAUUGGAUCUCCUGCUGAGCAGCAUAAUAAAAUUGAUAUAUUUUUUUAACAGCACCUUUCGAGACACUCAAGAUCACAUAAAAUAUUAAAAUACAAAAAUGCAAAUACAGGAAGAUAAAAACAAUUAUGGGGAGGGACAAUAGCAAUGCAUUUACAAAUAAGCGAGCUAGAACAGAUGAGUUUUGAGACUGGUUUUGAAGAAGGAGAGAGUCAAUACUGUGGAGGUCAGAAGGGAGUGAGUUCCAGAGCUGGGGAGCAGAGCGGCUCAAGGCUCUGCUCCCCAGCUGGAUUGAGGAGGAGGAUCUAAGGGAGCGGGAGGAGGUGGUGAUGUGAAUGAGGACUGACAGAUAUGGAGGAGCAAGGUUAUGGAAAGCUUUGAAAGUGCAAAGAAGGAUUUUGAAUUGUAUUCUAAAUUGAACUUGGAGCCAAUGGAGUUGCUGAAGAACAGAUGUAAUAUGAUGGAAAGAGGGGGUUCUGGUGAUGACACGAGCUGCUGAGUUCUUAAGAAGUUGGAUUUUAUGGAGGGAUUUAUGAGGAAGGGCAAAAAGAAGAGAAAUACAAUAAUCAAGACGGGAGGUGAUGAGUCUGUGCAUAAGGACAGAGGCAGUGUGUGUGGUAAGGGAGGAACGGAGGCGGUUAAUGUUGCGAAGGUGGAAGUAUGCAGACCGGGUAAUUUUAUUUAUGUGUGACUGAAAGGAUAGGAAGGAGUCGAGGAUGACACCUAGACUUUUGACGUGAGAGGAGGGGGAGACCAAGGAGUGAGAAACUACUGAUUUUGGAUAGGGUGAAUUUGGUGGUGACGAGGAGGAGUUCGGUUUUAUCACUGUUUAGUUUCAGGAAGUUUGAGAUGAACCAGUCUUUAAUUUCAAGUAAGCAGUUAGUAAGGGACAAGGGGGGGAAAUGGAGGAAGUGGGUAUACUGGAUAAAUAAAGCUGGAAGUCAUCCGCGUAACAGUGAAAAUUAAUGGUAAAUUUGUGCAAAAUACUGCCAAGGGGAAAGAGGUAGGUGAUAUAGAGGAGGGGGCCAAGAACUGAGCCUUGA